AACCUUUCACUUACAGUUCUAUUUUCCCACUUUUCAUAUAAUUAUAAAUACCUCACGAUCCAUACUUUUAGACUACUCGUAUUACUCUGAAGCAAAAAAGAGCAAACAGAAGAAGCAUAUCCCACACAGAUGGCAACAUGCAUAGACGAAAGAGAAGAUAAAGCUCCCAUGCACGGGGAUAUCUUAGAGGCCAUAUUCUCGCACGUGCCACUCAUCCACCUCGUGUCAGCUUCCCACGUGUCGCAUGAAUGGAAGCGUGCGAUCUCCACCUCCCUCCGCUACGUCAACCCCGCCAAGCCCUGGCUCACCGUGCACAUCCAGAGCCCCCGUGCCCCACACGUGACCGCCACCUUCGCCUUUGACCCACGCUCCCGAGAAUGGUUUGAAAUCCACGCGCCGAGUCCCAACCACAUCACCGCCCUUCGCGCGUCGCACUCCACGCUCCUCUACAUGCUCUCUCCCCGCGAAUUCACCUUCUCCCUCGACCCCCUCAGACUCACCUGGCACCACGCGCGCCCCCCACGUGUGUGGCGCACCGACCCCAUCGUCGCGCGCGUGGGAAGCCACAUCAUCCUCGCCGGCGGCGCGUGUGACUUCGAGGACGAACCUCUAGCGGUGGAAGCGUACGACCCGGAGUCACUCGCGUGGCUCCGUUGCGAGCCCAUGCCGGAGAUUCUCAAAGGCUCAACCGCCUCCACGUGGCUCGCCGUCGCCGUCUCCGGAGACAAGAUGCACGUGACGGAGAAAAAAUCCGGCGUGACGUACUCGUUCGACUGCGGCACAAUGACGUGGCAGGGACCGUACAAUUUACGUCCGAGUGAGAACGUUUUCUACUGCGUAACGGGAACGAUACGCGGUCGUUUAAUGGUGGCGGGAUUAGUUGGGGACGCGGAGAACGUGAAGGAGGUGAAGUUGUGGGAAGUGAAAGGGGAAUUAGGGUUAGGGUUAAGGUAUUGGUGUGAGGAAAUAGGAGCGAUUCCGAAGGAGAUGGUGGUGAGGUUAGUAAUGGGUGAAGGGGAUUGUUGUUGUUGUUGUUGGGGUGUGGUGGGGUCCAUUGAGGUGCAUUGGGUUGGGGAUUAUGUGUAUUUUCAGAACCGGAUGGAAAUGGAGAUGGUGGUGUGUGAGGUUGUGAAUGGAAGGUGUGAGUGGUGGAGCGUGAGGAAUGUGGCGGGGAAUGACGUGAGUCGCAUGGGGAGAAUGGUGUUCUGUGGUGGACAUGUGGGGCUUGAGGAUUUGAAGAGGGCGAUUAAGGAUAAUUGUACGUUUGUGGAGAAAAAGUAACGUACGUGUGGGGUUUUGACUUUUGACUUUUGAGAGCUGAAACUAUUCAAGGAAAAGGAUGAGGAAAUGGGUGGAGUGCUUGCUUGUGCUUCAGUUUUUUUUUUUUCCUGGUAGUGAAAAAUUUAGGAAAUGGAAUGGUGUUUCAAUUCGAGACAGAUCAAGUCUGUUUGAUUUUGUCCUUUCAGAGGUUUCAGACGACAUUGCAUGCUUUCUCAAACACGGCAGAGAACAACAAUGUUGAUGUUAGUUACUUUCCUAAGUUUUCAUAUUAAAA
This is a messenger RNA of Glycine soja, 1555 nucleotides long. Its product is annotated as F-box/kelch-repeat protein At1g23390-like. Gene Ontology annotation, cellular component: nucleus; cytosol. The transcript has a single exon. Gene Ontology annotation, molecular function: protein binding. The record is from RefSeq and is a predicted model, not a curated record. NCBI's taxonomy places the organism in Eukaryota, Viridiplantae, Streptophyta, Magnoliopsida, Fabales, Fabaceae. Gene Ontology annotation, biological process: proteasome-mediated ubiquitin-dependent protein catabolic process. The coding region runs from base 130 to 1281 and encodes 383 amino acids.